This is a messenger RNA of Serinus canaria (Common canary), 600 nucleotides long. RefSeq names its product TMF1 regulated nuclear protein 1 (gene TRNP1). The record is from RefSeq and is a predicted model, not a curated record. The transcript has 2 exons. The coding region runs from base 1 to 600 and encodes 199 amino acids. Gene Ontology annotation, molecular function: DNA binding. Gene Ontology annotation, biological process: regulation of cell population proliferation. Lineage: Eukaryota; Metazoa; Chordata; Aves; Passeriformes; Fringillidae. Gene Ontology annotation, cellular component: nucleus.
AUGCCGGCACCGCUGCCGUACCGAGCCCGGUGUAGCAUAAAGCCCACAGCGGUCCGGUACCGGUGCCGCGCCGAGCCCGGUGCCGGUGCAGUGCCGGCCCGUACCGAGCCCCGGGCUGCGCCGUCCCGGUCCGGGCUCGCGUGUCCGCCACCCCCUUCCCCCGUGCCGCGCCCGUCCCGCGGCGGCCCCGGCGGCAGCGCCGGCGACGGCAAGAGCGGCGGCCCGGGCGCGGUGGAGCUGGCGGCGGCGCGGCGGCGGCUGGUGGCGGCCGAGGGGCGGCGGCGGGCGGCGGCCGAGCUGGAGGGGCGGGUGCGGCAGGUGCACUGCGCGCUGCUGCACGCCGAGCUGCGCCUGGCCGCCCGCGCCGAGACCCUGGGCCGCCUCGGGGCCGGCGUGGCCCAGGCGCAGCUCGCCCUGGCGGCGCAGAGCCAGCGGCUGCAGAAGGGGCUGCGCCGCCGCCCGCGGCCCCGGCCCGGAGCGCUGCUCGCCGCCGCCCGCGCCCUCCGCAGCUGCGUGCCCUGGGCCCCCGCGCGGAGCCGCGGGGCCGCCGCGGGCACCCCCGUGCGCCGCCUGCCCGCCGCCAGCCGCGGCUCCGCCUAG